Messenger RNA from Echinops telfairi (small Madagascar hedgehog), 4644 nucleotides. It is a transcript of the gene MROH2B, whose product is annotated as maestro heat like repeat family member 2B. The record is from RefSeq and is a predicted model, not a curated record. NCBI's taxonomy places the organism in Eukaryota, Metazoa, Chordata, Mammalia, Afrosoricida, Tenrecidae. The transcript is spliced from 41 exons. Bases 1 to 4644 code for a protein of 1547 amino acids. Gene Ontology annotation, cellular component: cytoplasm; acrosomal vesicle.
AUGGCUCGUGCCCUGGAGGAGCCCCUAGAACUAUUUGGAGAUAUAAACCUCACUAUCAGCAUGCUGAACAAGGAAGAUAAUAUUAUCAAGGAAGACAUUUAUAGUCAUCUUACUACCGUUGUACAGAAUUCAGAUAUCUUGGAUGAUGCAAUUGUGCAGCAAUUGAUUUAUUAUGCUUCUAAGGACAUGAGAGACAACAAUAUCCUCCGCGAAGUCCGAAUGCUGGCUGGGGAGGUCUUGGUGUCCCUGGCUGCGCACGAUUUCAACUCUGUGAUGUACGAAGUGCAAAAUAACUUCAGGAUCCUGGAGCUGCCAAAUGAAUUUGUUGUGCUCGCUCUGGCUGAACUGGCAACCAGCUAUGUGUCUCAGAGCAUUCCUUUCAUGAUGAUGACUCUGCUCACCAUGCAAACCAUGCUCAGGCUGGCCGAGGAGGAAAGGAUGAAGGAAGCUUUCUGCGUUGCCCUUGAAAAGUUCAGCAAAGCCAUCUACAAGUACGUCAACCACUGGAGAGAUUUCCCCUAUCCAAGAUUGGAUGUCAAUCGACUCUCGGAUAAGAUCUUCAUGUUGUUCCGGUAUAUAAUGGAAAAGUGGGCCACUGUGACCCCAACCAUGAAUACUCUGGCCAUCGUCAAGGCCCACGGCCCCACAGUGAGUCUCCUGCUACACCGGGAAGAUUUACGUGAAUAUGCCCUGGACCAGGUGCCCUGGCUCCUAAACCAGUACAAAGACAAAGAAAUUGAUUUCCAUGUCACACAGAGUCUAAGACAAAUACUGAGUGCAACUGUCCUUUAUGAUAUUUGCCUUCCAAAGCACUUGAGAAGAUCCAUCUGUCUCAACUUGCUCCAGCAGGUUUGCAGAGUCCCAGAGCCUCCAGAGAAAGAAAAUGAACUUGAAGCUUCAAGCUGUUUUCUUAUUUUAGCCCACUCCAACCCCGCAGACCUGGUGGAAUUUUUUGAUGAACAAAUAAGAAGCAAUAAUGAAGCUAUCCGAAUGGGGGUCUUAUCUUUAUUAAGAUCAACUGUCCAUGCUGAGGAGCCCAAGUUGAGAGAAUACGUGACUUCAAUUGAAAGAACAGUCAAGUUUGUCACAAGUGAUCACAGCGUCAAAGUGAGAAGGUCUGUUCUCCUCCUGAUCCAAACCAUGUGUGAAAAGAGCUACAUUGAACCCCGGGAAGGGUGGCCUCUGAUUGAUUAUGUCUUCACCCAGUUUUCAACCUCCAACAAGAAUCUGGAGAAAUUAAUAAAAUCUAGCUCUCAUGAGGACGAAAAGGGGGAGAAAUGUGUCCAAGAAACCAGCCUCGAGGUGCUAAAAACCUUGGACCCGUUGGUCAUUGGAAUGCCACAGGUGCUAUGGCCAAGACUUCUGACGUUUGUGGUACCCGCAGAAUAUACAGGGACUCUGAGCCACCUGUUUAAUAUGAUCAGAACCCUGAUCAUGGCAGAGGAGAGGAAGAACUCGAGUGACGCUGAGUCCACUGCCCUUGUCGUCUCGACCGGAGCUGUGAAACUUCCUUCGCCACAACAGCUGCUGGCCAGACUUCUGGUAAUAUCUAUGCUUGCCAGUUUAGGGAAAUUGGUUGGGGCUGGUGCAAUAGGACUUUUGAAGAUACUUCCUGAAAUCAUUCACCCCAAACUGGCAGACCUCUGGAAAACACGCCUACCCGAACUCCUGCAACCUCUGGAAGGAAAGAACGCUAGCAUAGCACUAUGGGAAACCAUGCUGCUUCAGUUGCUCAAAGAAACUUUAUGGAAGAUCGGUGAUGUGGCCUGGACCAUUCAACUGAGUCGCGAUUUCAAUCAUCAAAUGGCAGGUUACAGCAACACCUCCACUGAAAAGAAAUUCCUUUGGAAAGCCUUGGGAACCACUUUAGCAUACUGCCAAGACACAGGCUUCGUGAGCUCACAACUUAGGGAGUAUCUGAUUGCUCCCAAUCAACUAGGGGACCAGCGACAGGGAACAACAUUCAUUUUAGGAUAUUGUGCUGAGAGACACUUGGAUGUUGUUUUAAAAGUCCUUAAAGCAUUCCAGGAUCGAGAAAGGUUUUUCAUGAAUCGAUGUAAGGGUCUUUUUUCUGGGAAGAAGAAGCUAUCCAAGACUGACGUCAUGGUCAUCUAUGGAAUGGUGGCCCUGCAUGCUCCCAAAGAGCAACUUCUCACCAGGGUAGAGAAAGAAAUUAUGUUCCCAGUCCUGCUUCUCUACACCCAGUGCUGUCAGGUGCUGGGCAUGUCCGUGAUGACCAAGGACAUGGAUCUGCAAAUGAGUUUCAUAAGAAGCAUCACGGAGAUUGGCAUUGCUAUCCACGAAGCCCAGGAGCAGGAGUUCAAGUUUGCCCACAAGGAAGUGCUGCUCGGCUACAUGCUUGACUUCGUUAGGGAUGAGCCCCUGGAUUCCUUAGCAACCCCUAUUCGGUGGAAAGCCUUAAUCGCCAUCCGAUAUCUCAGUAAACUGAAACCUCAGCUCUCCCUGAAAGAUAAUCUCAGUAUUCUUGAAGAGAAUAUUCGAAGGCUGCUGCCUCUUCCAUCGCUGGAAAAACUCAGAAAUGAAGGUCAAACUGACCAGGACAAGGAGCACAUUAAAUUUCUGUAUGAACGCUCCAUGGAUGCCCUGGGCAAGCUUUUGAAGACGAUGAUUUGGGACAAUGUGACUGAGGAGGCAUGCCAUGAAAUGUUUAAUCUUCUCCGAAUGUGGCUUGUUUCACCGCGAGAGUGGGAGAGAGAAAGAGCCUUUCAAUUGACCGCAAAGAUACUAGAAAAUGAUGCUGAGGCUCCAGAAAACUUUAAAAUUGGCGCUCUUCUCGGGCUCCUGGCUCCGCACUCCUGUGACACGCUGCCCACCAUCCGCAAGGCAGCGGUUAGCUCAGCCAUCGGGCUGUUCUUCAUAAAAGGCAUACCCCUGGAUAUGGACAGGUUUCAAGGCAUGCAAGAAGGGGUGGGGUGUGAUGACGCCGAGGUCCAGAUCAAGAUUUCUUCUAAACUCGCGAAGAUUGUCUGCAAAUUCAUCCCAAGUGAGGAAAUUCGAAUAUUCUUGGAAGAAACACUGGAUGGUCUAGAGACCCUCAAUCCCACUUGCACAAAGGCCUGUGGCAUCUGGAUGAUCACCGCCCUGAAGGAGCAGGGCGCAGGGUUGGAAGAGCAGCUACUGGAUAUCUUGAACACAAUUUAUCAUCACAUGCCAGUGCUCAGACAGAAGGAGGAAAGUUUUCAGUUUAUGCUAGAAGCCGUAUCCCAGAUAACCAGCUUCCACGCGGAUGCAGUUGUUGCCAAUAUUUUGCAGAAACCCCUUCCCUUUGACAGGGACACAAAGACACUGUGGAAGACCCUGGCUGAGAACUCGGCCUCCAGUGGCAAACUCUUGCCAGCCUUACUAGACAAAUUGGACAACGAGUUAGAAGAUGACAUAUUCACAGUGGAAACGAUUCCGGUGGCCUGUGCGAUGCACGAAGUGGUAUCAGCAGGCACCCCUGUCUCAGGCCUAUACCCAGAACUGUUCACCCUCCUCUUGAAGCUGGUCAGCUGCACACUGGGCCAGAGUAUACCUACUACUUUCAUGAGCUGGAGACGGCAGGUCUUGCAGCAUGGAGAAACACAGACAGUCCCAGACCCCUGCAGAAACCGGGGCCUCUCACUCCUUAGGAGCAUGGCAAUGUGGCAGCAUGGAGUCAUACUGGAAAUCAUGGAUCACCUGAUUCUGUCUCUCACCUCUUCCUCGGAGAGCUACCGGACGACAGGCACUGCGUUCUUCUCUGAGCUCAUGAAGGAGCCCAUCCUUUGGAAGCACGGGAAUCUCCGCGACGUGCUGGUCUUGAUGGAUCAGAGUGCCUGGGACUCCAACGCUAUCCUGAGGCAGAUGGCCAUCCGAGGCCUGGGCAACACCGCGUUAGGAUCCCCGCACAAGGUGAAGAAGCACAAGCAGAUCAUGUUAGAAUCCAUCAUCAGAGGCCUGUAUCACCUCGCCCGGACGGAAGUCGUCUGUGAAAGCUUGAAGGCUCUGAGAAAGAUCCUGGAGUUGCUCACAGACCGCGAUGUGAGCUUCUACUUCAAAGAAAUAGUCCUGCAAACAAGAACUUUCUUUGAGGAUGAGCAAGAUGAUGUGAGGCUGACUGCCAUCUGCUUAUUUGAGAAUCUGGCUUCACUAACUGGAAGAAGGUGGAAGAUUUUUUAUGUUGAAGAAAUAAAAAAGAGCAUGAUUUCCUUCCUUCUCCACCUCUGGGAUCCCAACCCCAAGAUUGGAACUGCUUGCCGUGAUGUCUUGAUUGUCUGCAUUCCUUUUCUGGGCCUUCAAGAACUCUGUGGAGUGUUAGACCACCUCCUUGAUGGCCAGGAUCUACCAAGGGUCAGGGACUUCUAUCGGCAAUUCUGUGUGAAACUGGCAAAGAGAAACCAGGAAAUUCUGUGGAUCCUCCAUACACACUCGUUCACUUUCUUCAGCAGCCAUUGGGAGAUGAUCAGGAGCGCAGCUGUCAAGCUCACAGAUUCCAUCAUUCUCAAUUUGACCAGUCAAUAUGUGGAGUUAUUAGACCAAGAACAGCUGACCACAAGGCUCCAGGCACUCCGUCAAGACCCUUGUAUUAGUGUCCAGCGAGCAGCCGAAGCUGCUUUGCAGACCCUCCUGAGAAGGUGUAAAGAAAUAAGCAUCCCUCAGUAA